CCGGACUCAUCCCCCCGGAUGGCCCUUACGUCGAAACUUGCACACGCGUUGAUACGCAAUAUGAUCCCAAAGUGGCAGCCAUCUUUUCUAUUUAUAUCAUUUUUGGAAUAUUGUAUACGUUUUUAGGUUAUCGGUUCUUCAAAACUAUUAUGUUUCUAACUGGAUUCAUUUUUGCAUCCAGUAUAGUUUAUUUGAUAUGCCAGCAGGGGGAUCUUCUGCCGAUAUAUGGAAACGAGGGGGUGUCUUUACUUGCUGGCGUUCUGUUUGGAUUAAUAACGACGCUGGUACAGUACGUUGGACUCUUUAUGACCGGACUACAUUCCGGUCUUCUUUUGGGACUGGCCGGUCUGCUGACUGCGGACCAUUUCAUGGAAACGUCGCCGAAAGGAUCUGUAUGGCUGUGUGUCGGAGUACUGCUUUGCUCUGCGUUGGUUGUUGCCAUUUUUAAUUUAUAUUUCAGAAAAAGUCUUACGAUAUUAGGCUCAAGUUUGUACGGUGGUGCGAUUUUAUCCAUAGCUAUAGACUACUUCGUGGAGAAGCUGUCAAUGGUCUCUUGGGUGUGGCAGCGUGUGUCUCUCCGCCCCGUCCAACCGCCCCCCUGCUGGUUCUCGUGGAUAGUCCUCGGUGCUUGGCCCUCUUUCGUCUUGGCCGGUUUGAUCAUACAGUUUGGAGUGACUGGGAGAGGCAUUCACCAUGCUGAUGUGAAGGCAGGUCGUAAAAAAGCGAGGAGCACAAGUACAAAAGGGGUUACAAGGGCCGAUAGGGCUGAGAUGAGACAGAAAAAGUACAGAUACCUUUACCAGGUUCGAACUGCUCAUGGAGAUGUGAUAAGUCAGAAUUUUGUUCAGCAGCUACAAAAGAAGGACAGCACUGACGGUCAAGGCGAGUGUAGCACUCUACAAUCGGAUGCAACUCACCUAACCAUAUUGCCAGACGCCCAGCUAGCUGUGCUGACGGAAAGCGAAGACGACAGUCAAACUGAAAUCACGGCUAGACGAUGAACAACUUGCUCUGGUUUUUUCUUUCUAACUUUGUGAAACAUUGCUUAGAAUUUACAAGGUUUUUCGAAUUUUUGAAGCUUUAAGACAAUAAAUAUACAAAAAAAAGUGUAAAAAAAUGGAUUUCGUUCUAUGUAAUAGGUGUCCGAAAUAUUGGCGAAUUUUAGGAAUCGUCAACUAGACUAAUUUGAAAAUACAAGGUGUGGUACAGUCGCUCUAUCAAACGAUGGAUGAGAGAAAUUUGUAGCCGUCCGGCUCUUUGACCAGACCUGACACUCCUUGAUGAAUUAUCAAAAUUGACAUUCCGUGAUUGACUUCUUAUGUUGUGAUUGCCAUGACUUGUCACACCCUGUACAAAUAAUUUACUGCCAAAAAUAUUGAAUAUCUGGUAGGAAAUCAAAUAUACCGUACCUAUGUGUAGAUUAUCAUUGUAAGAUCUUGAGAUCUCUAAAAAAUAUUGAAAGUGAACACACUGAAAACCAAAGGUUAGAUAUGAAUUUUGAAUUCAUUAUCAUUUUGUUGAAAUAUAUUUUUAUUAUAGCACAAAAAGAAUAAAACUGCUCAUUAUGG
Leptinotarsa decemlineata (Colorado potato beetle) is the source of this 1568-nucleotide messenger RNA. RefSeq names its product transmembrane protein 198. Gene Ontology annotation, cellular component: plasma membrane. The record is from RefSeq and is a predicted model, not a curated record. Lineage: Eukaryota; Metazoa; Arthropoda; Insecta; Coleoptera; Chrysomelidae.